GAGCACCAUGACUGACCCAGGACCAGCAUUGCGCCUCUCCACUGUUCGCCUCUCCUCCGUUGUGCCUCGGAUUACAGUCAUUUGAAGAGGAAACAGCAAGGAAUAAAGAGAAAAGCGUUCAAAUUUAUUAAAAACUUUUAUCGCAGGAUACGUUUUGCCCUGUGGCGACUCACCUGCGCCAGCCAUGCGCUUCUCAGCUACAUCUCCAUCCCUCUGCCCCAUGCUCGGUCUCCUCCUGCUUCUCUCCGGGUGCUGGUCUCUUCAGCAGUGGGUGCUCCAGAGGGUCCCGGUGGUCCUCCCACAACAGAUCAAACCUGGCCCCGCCCCUCACUUUCUGUCCCAGGCUCGUUUGGAUGUCAGCUCCUCCUGUGACCCAGACUGCCACAGGAAAGCCCCCAAACCGAGCUACUGGGACCUCCGAAAUAUUUUAUCCUACGAGACGCUUCACUCAAAUGGGAGCCUAACUACAACCUCUGUUGAGAUUUAUGGCUAUAAUCCAAAUUCUGAUACUACUGUGGUUUACAAAGCAAGGUCCCGUGGGAAGAGGGAGGCACAUGUGAGAAGGAAAAGGCAGAUUUUUGGGCAUGAUGGGAGGUUUAGUAUCGUGGGACAGAACUAUUUGCUCCAAUUUCCAUUUUCAGUGGUGGUCAAAUUGUCCACGGGAUGCUCAGGGACUCUGGUAGGAAACAGGCACGUGCUCACAGCAGCACACUGUGUCCAUGAUGGCAAGAACUAUGUGAAAGGAGCUCAGAGACUUCGAGUUGGCUUCUUAAAACCCAAAUAUCGUGACACACAAUCAACAAAUUUCUUCUUAAAUUUGACCAAUCAAAUUGGUUCACCUUAUCCCCCUCCAACUAAUGACAAAAUGAAAUUUCAGUGGAUUCGUGCCAGGCGUACCCAUGUCCCCAAAGGCUGGAUAAAAGCUAAUGCUAAUGACAUUGGCAUGGACUAUGAUUAUGCCCUCCUUGAACUGAAAAAGCUCCAUAAACGUCAUCAUAUGAAGUUAGGAGUAAGCCCCCCUGCCCAGAGACUGCCUGGGAGAAGAGUGCAUUUUUCUGGGUUCGAUAAUGAUCGACCGGGGGAUCUGGUUUACCGCUUCUGCCUGGCUGGAGAGGAGACUCCUGACCUAUUGUAUCAGCACUGCGAUGCUCAGCCUGGGGCCAGUGGGUCGGGGGUCUAUGCUCGCAUGUGGGACCCCCUGCGCUGUAAAUGGGAGCGCAAAAUCAUAGGGGUGUUCUCGGGCCAUCAGUGGGUGGAGAGGCAAGGGGCGUCCCAAGACUACAACGUAGCAGUCCGAAUUACUCCGCUAAAAUAUGCUCAAAUCUGUUACUGGAUCAAGGGGAACUUUGUGGACUGCAGAGAAGGUUGAGAAGACCUAAGAAGGAACUGAGUGCAGGAAUUCAUUUAACCAAGGAGAAGGGUUAAAUAUCAGCUACAGAAAAAGCACUGAUAUUAUUGUGACAAUUACAAUAUUGCUCUAUUCAGACAAUGGUUUCCAAUUAACCUUUGCACACCAAAAAGAAACAAUGGCAAGAUGCAAGUUUUUGAGAUACCAGUUAAUAAUGGUGGUGGUGGUGGGGGGUAGAAGUUUAAUGGCAUACAUUUUGCGUUGCCAUUUGCAGAAGACAAGUCGGUGGCACCAGAAUAUGUACAAAGCUCAUUUAUAAAUCUCAAAUAUAAUUUCCUGUUAGAUGCAACAUUCUUUCUGUCCCUUUGUGAAACUGCACCCAUUAAAGUAGCAGGAAGUCUACUUUCUUACCAUUAAGAAACAACUAUAAGGACAUUAAAUGGACACACUGAAACAUUGCUCAGAUUUUAAAGGCUGAACUCUGAACUGUCUGUGCUGCAUCAUUAUAACCGUAUACUGAGCUUGAGAUUGCACUGUAAUAAUUUCCUACUGAUUCAUUUGAAUGUAUGAUAGCAUCCAAAAGUUGCCCUGACUCUCAAAUGUUUGUGAACUUUAUAAUAUUCUUCCUGGAGCUUAGCAAAAUGUACAUGAGAAUGUAUAAACAAGUGGCUCCCUCUGGUGGCCAGAUCUGAAGAUGACAAGUCGUGAAUGUAAUAAACAUCAACCACUGUUUGAACUUUU
Molecule: messenger RNA, 2089 nt
Organism: Periophthalmus magnuspinnatus
Lineage: Eukaryota; Metazoa; Chordata; Actinopteri; Gobiiformes; Gobiidae
Product: serine protease 23-like
Exons: 2
Coding region: 185-1369 (394 amino acids)
Biological process (GO): proteolysis
Molecular function (GO): serine-type endopeptidase activity
Source: RefSeq, a predicted model, not a curated record